AGGAGCCAGGAAUGGAGAGAACGGUAAUGGUUUUACUUCUUAUUGUGGAAACCUGUUGAGAUAAUCACAGAGAAUAUACUGAAGGCAUGAAAAAUAGGGCAGAACCAUAGCAGCGUGUGGUUGAUUCUCCUGCCUCACUGGCAGCCCUGUGCAAGGCUGCCACCUCUGCCCCUUUACUGUGUUCGCGUCUGACUCUAUGUCUCGUCUCCAAGGAGAGGAAGUCCUCACCAGUGAACGGAGACCUCUCUGAACUGAGGAUACCAUGGCCACGUCAGCCCCGCUACGGAGCCUGGAAGAGGAGGUGACCUGCUCCAUCUGUCUUGAUUACCUGCGGGACCCUGUGACCAUUGACUGUGGCCACGUCUUCUGCCGCAGCUGCACCACAGACGUCCGCCCCAUCUCAGGGAGCCGCCCUGUCUGCCCACUCUGCAAGAAGCCUUUUAAGAAGGAGAACAUCCGACCCGUGUGGCAGCUGGCCAGCCUGGUGGAGAACAUUGAGCGGCUGAAGGUGGACAAGGGCAGGCAGCCGGGAGAGGUGACCCGGGAGCAGCAGGACGCGAAGUUGUGUGAGCGACACCGAGAGAAGCUGCACUACUACUGCGAGGAUGACGGGAAGCUGCUGUGCGUGAUGUGCCGGGAGUCCCGGGAGCACAGGCCCCACACGGCCGUCCUCAUGGAGAAGGCCGCCCAGCCCCACAGGGAAAAAAUCCUGAACCACCUGAGUACCCUAAGGAGAGACAGAGACAAAAUUCAGGGCUUCCAGGCAAAGGGAGAAGCUGAUAUCCUGGCGGCGCUGAAGAAGCUCCAGGACCAGAGGCAGUACAUUGUGGCUGAGUUUGAGCAGGGUCAUCAGUUCCUGAGGGAGCGGGAGGAACACCUGCUGGAACAGCUGGCGAAGCUGGAGCAGGAGCUCGCAGAGGGCAGGGAGAAGUUCAAGAGCCGGGGCGUCGGGGAGCUCGCCCGGCUGGCCCUGGUCAUCUCCGAACUGGAGGGCAAGGCACAGCAGCCAGCUGCAGAGCUCAUGCAGGACACGAGAGACUUCCUAAACAGGUAUCCACGGAAGAAGUUCUGGGUUGGGAAACCCAUCGCUCGAGUGGUUAAAAAAAAGACCGGAGAAUUCUCAGAUAAACUCCUCUCCCUGCAGCGAGGCCUGAGGGAAUUCCAGGGGAAGCUGCUGAGAGACUUGGAAUAUAAGACAGUGAGUGUCACCCUGGACCCACAGUCGGCCAGUGGGUACCUGCAGCUGUCAGAGGACUGGAAGUGCGUGACCUACACCAGCUUGUACAAGAGUGCCUACCUGCACCCCCAGCAGUUUGACUGUGAGCCUGGGGUGCUGGGCAGCAAGGGCUUCACCUGGGGCAAGGUCUACUGGGAAGUGGAAGUGGAGAGGGAGGGCUGGUCUGAGGAUGAAGAAGAUGGGGAUGAGGAGGAAGAAGGAGAAGAGGAGGAAGAGGAAGAGGAGGCCGGCUAUGGGGAUGGAUACGAUGACUGGGAAACAGACGAAGAUGAGGAAUCGUUGGGCGAUGAAGAGGAAGAAGAGGAGGAGGAAGAGGAGGAAGUUCUGGAAAGCUGCAUGGUGGGGGUGGCCAGAGACUCUAUGAAGAGGAAGGGAGACCUCUCCCUGCGGCCAGAGGAUGGCGUGUGGGCACUGCGCCUCUCCUCUUCCGGCAUCUGGGCCAACACCAGCCCCGAGGCCGAGCUUUUCCCAGCACUGCGGCCCCGGAGAGUGGGCAUCGCCCUGGAUUAUGAAGGGGGCACUGUGACUUUCACCAACGCAGAGUCACAGGAACUCAUCUACACCUUCACUGCCACCUUCACCCGGCGCCUGGUCCCCUUCCUGUGGCUCAAGUGGCCAGGAACGCGCCUCCUGCUGAGACCCUGAACCCUGACAUCUGCCCCUGGCCCCACACCGUCAGAUGCUUCACUUCUUUGGAAUUCCAGGACUCUCAAUGGGGGGAAGGGAUGCCUGGCCUGAGCACCUGGAGCAGGGGACCCCAUAUCCACUGGCAGCCACCUCCCCGUCGCUCUGGCCCCCUGAGGUCUCACUCAGUGCUGUUGCUCCAUCUACUGCCCUAACGGGGCUCUUCUCCCACCUCCUGCUAGUUUCCCGAGGGAACUUCUGGCCCUGGAGUCCAUGAGGGCUCCUUUCCUUUUUGACCACUACCUUGGCCCCGGCUCUGCACUCUCUGUGGAGUAAGGGCCUGACACAGCAUUUUCUUGCCCACCGUGGCAAGACCUUGGAAAAACCAGUUGAUUAUGCCUAAGAUCAUUUUGCUGUCCUUAAACCCUACAGGUUCCUUCUUGCACAAAUCCACUCUGCUGCCCGCCUUCCCUGGCAUUUUAAACAGACCUGCCCCACCCCAACUCAGAGUUAAGCAUACACGGCAAUGUUGAAAAUAAACAAUGAAAAUCCACUGAGGCUUUCUAAGCCAUUUAAGGCCUGGAGUACCAGCGCAUAUCAUCUCAUGGGGUCCAGAGUGGAGUCCAGGCUUCUCUGAAACCAGGGCUGAGCAUAUUUCCAUAGCCAAGGAUGUGGGACUCCCCGGAGCUAUCUGUGGUCUUAGAGAAGGAUCCAGACAUACACAGCUUUGGGGUACCAGCUGUGAUCACUGAUCAAUAAAUUAUCUCUGGAUUGGUCCUUGUGGGGGGAGUUUUAAGAAUCCAGAACAUCUUGCUCUUGAUUAGCACAUCCAAAAACACCAAGGCAAAUAUCCAGUGGAACAGAACCUCCCCUGCCUGGGGAGUUCUGACCACGUUCCCCAGCAGGGUGUUAAUCCACUGUCCCUGGCCCUACUCAGCCUCCAGGUUCCACUUUCCUAGGAGAGAGUGGAGAUGGGAAGACAGGGAAAGGAAGGCAGCAGGAGGCCACAAGUCCACCAGGUCUUCAUGUCAAGAGAGGGAGUAACGUGUCUCCUCAUUGCCCACGGACCCAGCCUCUGUCCAGGCGCCCCUCAUGGCCACAGUUUAACACAAGCUCCCCUGCUCCAGCCAAACUGAUCUCCCAGUCUUGACCUUACCCAUUCCAAAUGCUCUGCCAGUCCCUGUUCAUCCAAGUUUUAAGUCCUCCACCCUGUUGUAAGAGACUGUUCCGGGUCUCAGUGGUCUCUUGACCACCAUUGUCUCAGAGCUGCCCACUUUGUGUGUGCCACAUGCUGCCUGAGUCACAUGUACAUCUUAUUUCUGCCUCUAGUUUUGUAAGCUCCUGGAGGGCGGAUAACAUCUUAUACUACUCUUGUAUUCUGAUGGCACCUAGUGCAGUGCUGGGCACAGAGUAGGUGCUCAAUAAAGACUUGUUGAAUGAAC
Molecule: messenger RNA, 3303 nt
Organism: Mandrillus leucophaeus (drill)
Lineage: Eukaryota; Metazoa; Chordata; Mammalia; Primates; Cercopithecidae
Gene: TRIM26
Product: tripartite motif containing 26
Exons: 9
Coding region: 263-1882 (539 amino acids)
Molecular function (GO): zinc ion binding; protein binding
Source: RefSeq, a predicted model, not a curated record